Molecule: messenger RNA, 1182 nt
Organism: Adineta steineri
Lineage: Eukaryota; Metazoa; Rotifera; Eurotatoria; Adinetida; Adinetidae
Source: the annotation of a GenBank genome assembly
AUGUUGUUAAAAAAUGAUGUGACACGUUACCAUUACUUGAUAACGUUACAUACAAUAUGUUCGAUAGCUUUUAUUAUACGUUUUAUCGUUUUAUGUACUGAUUUAUCGUCAGCUAAAAAAGAUUCGAUAGCUUUUCCUAUAAUAAUAUUACUAUUAGAAUUAGGUUCAUCGUUUGUUACUUUCAUUGCAAAUUUAUGUUAUGUAUUUCUUCGUUAUAUUGGAUCAAUUUUAUUUGAAUCUGAUCGUGAAAAUGUUGGAUGUUGUUCUCAAUCAUUUGCUUGGAAUCUUUCGACAUUAACAUGUUUUCGUUGUGAAUGUUAUCUUGAAUAUCCUCAACUUAUAUCAAUAACUCGAUUUAAUAUUUUAAUUGCAUUUGAAAUAAUACGAUUUAUAGGAUUUAUUCUUGCUUGUGUAUGUGCUAGCCGGUAUUCACCGAUAGGGGUAGGUUAUGCAAUUUUAGCUGCAUUUUCAUUUAUACCUUCACUAUGGCUAUUAAUUGUUGAAUAUUUACAUUAUCGUCGUUUAUGGUUUCAUUAUCAUCCAGAUGUUUCAUCUGAUGAGAAGCGGGAAUAUGAUAGUCAUCAUUUACGUUUUUUACCAUUAGCACUUACAAAUGAUCAACAAACAAGUUAUUGGCAAAAAUCUCGAUGUAAUAAAGGAAAUAAUUGUUUAUCAAGAAAUCUUUAUCAUGUAAUUAUGUAUCAUUCAAGUAACACAAGAUAUCCACCUGAACAAACAACAGAUGGUCAAAUCGUUAUUGGUUUCCAUCAGACUAGUCACGCUUCUGCUGCAUCUAUUGCUAAAACAAACUUUAAACCAGGACAAAGUGGAUGGAUUGGACCUGGUAUAUAUUUUGCAACGUCACUUGAUCAUACAGAAUUUAAAGCAAAUCAGUUUGGAGCAUAUAUUUGUGCUAAAGUAAAUUUAGGUAAAACAAGACGUAUAACUGCUCCACAACAAUGGCCUUCUACGGAAGAGUAUGACACAGUUUAUUAUCAACAUCCUAUAGGUGCUGAUGAAUUUUGUGUUCAUGAUCCAAAACAAAUUCUUUCAUGGAUUAUUCUGAUUGAUCAAGAUCCAAAUAAGCAAUUAUUAGAACAAAGAAAUAUUCUACCGCUAUCAUCAGGAAAAUAUAUUGAAGAUCGUUUGGAAGACAUUACUUAUAGAGGAUGUUUCAUUUAA